AUGUUAGAAAAGCAACAUAGAAAACUUAGGGGCCUAAGCCAUCUCUCCCUUUCUCCUCAGUACACCGUGGACAACGCCAACAAAUUCAGACCCGUCCAUCUUAGCAAUGUUGUGCUUGCCUUUGCUCGUCUGAACUUCCAACCCAGCUGCAGAGAGGCCUUCUUCAGUAUGAUCCACGAUCGGCUGGAUUACCACCUGGACUCCUUGGAGCCGAACCUACUGGUGGAUCUGGUGUGGUCGCUGUGCGUGCUGCAGCAAGCAAAGGCCGCCCAUCUACAAAGUGUUCUAUCUCCGGAGUUUUGCACUCGCCUCUUAGGUGAUCAGUCCCCCAGGGGACGGAACUAUCAGCUAAAACUGAUCCAUAUCAACACCACAGCCCGCCUGGAGUGUGCUGGCUACGACGGGCCCCUCUUGCCGCAGGAAGCUUUGAGCAUCAAGGACUUGCGAGGGGAAAGGAAGGCGACCCCGCUGCAGACCAGCCUGAAAGAGACGCUGCAGAGUGUGGCCGGCGAUGAGGCCAAGGCACGUUUUGACGUGGACACCGUCUACGGCUGGCAGCUGGAUGCGGAGAUGGUGCUUAACAGCGACAGCCAGGCCCUGCCUGUAGCGGACUUCGUUGCGCCCCACCUGCUGCAGUCCACGGGAUCUAGACCCCUCCCACCAGGGGCCAGGAGGAUUGCCUUCAUGAGAUGGGAGUUUCCAAACUUCAGCAACCGAAGCAAAGAUCUGCUGGGGCGUUUUGCCAUGGCCCGGCGGCAUCUUCAAGUUGCAGGGUUCUUGCUUGUGGAGGUUCCUUAUUACGAGUGGCUUGAUUUGAAGUCGGAGUGGCAGAAGGCCGCCUUUCUCAGGGACAGAAUGAACAAGGCAGUGGCUGAAGACAUGGUGAAGUAGAGACGGACUCCAGGAGGGGACGGAGAGAGACUCUUGAGGGCAGGUUGUAAGAGAAUCCUGGCCGUCCUCCCCGAUCGUGGCUGGGGGCUGAGGCGUAUCGUGGGCCUUCUUUGGCUGUGUACGUGAACAUAUGUUUGAAUAAAGGGUCUGCUGUACAGUU
This is a messenger RNA of Sphaerodactylus townsendi, 1051 nucleotides long. It is a transcript of the gene FASTKD4, whose product is annotated as transforming growth factor beta regulator 4. NCBI's taxonomy places the organism in Eukaryota, Metazoa, Chordata, Lepidosauria, Squamata, Sphaerodactylidae. Gene Ontology annotation, cellular component: ribonucleoprotein granule; mitochondrial matrix. Bases 1 to 891 code for a protein of 296 amino acids. Gene Ontology annotation, molecular function: RNA binding. The record is from RefSeq and is a predicted model, not a curated record. The transcript is spliced from 7 exons. Gene Ontology annotation, biological process: regulation of mitochondrial mRNA stability; mitochondrial RNA processing.